AUGGAUUUUAAAAAAGUCUUAAUUUUCUCUCCGUAUAAUGGUGUAACACCGGCUACGUUCAUCGAACAUCAUAAUGUUUAUCAGGCGUCGUAUCUUACCGCAUUACCGCAUUCUGGAUCUGAGAAU
Messenger RNA from Racocetra persica, 126 nucleotides. NCBI's taxonomy places the organism in Eukaryota, Fungi, Glomeromycota, Glomeromycetes, Diversisporales, Gigasporaceae. The record is from the annotation of a GenBank genome assembly.